AUUCGCCUGGAGUCGAAAGUUAGACAACUGAAUACCAAGAUCGUGGAGGUGGAAUCAGAAUGUAAUAAAGUUAUUACUACCCAGAGAAAGCGAAUAGAAGUUUUAGAGACUGAGGUGAGCAAUAUGUCAACUAUUCUUGACCAGAUCUUACUAUCGAUAAAUGUACCCAAGUCACCUACUAAGCCGGUAAUUGGGCCUAAUAAUAACAGUGUAUUGGAAACCGAGAGUACUCCUGAAAAGUCGGUCAACCCAUUGAGUACAGACACAAACAUUGUAAUUAUUGCAGAUAAGUCCCCUAAGGAAUUUGUCACUCAAACGGGGUCAAUAAUUGGUGCUAAACAUCAAAAUGUAAACAAAGCCAGUCCGGCGGACGACGAGACACGAACGGAACCUGUUCAGUUCGUACCUACAUACAGUACGGCCGUCAAACUUGGCACCAACGCUCCUGCUGUUAAACGGCACGCUGAGCCACCCACGCGGCCCCAUCUCAACAAGGCUACCUCAUUUCCGAAAUCUGCUAGGAAUACUACAAAGCCCCUCAGUGGCCUGAAAUUUGAGCGAUCGAGGACACUCUACGUCAGCAACAUUCGAAUGGAUUUCGAUGACACUGACACAGAUAUUGAGGAUCGUGUUAAGCGCCAUGUGUCUUCCUUCAAUGUAAAUAUCGUCAAAAUCAAUGUCAUUCAUAACCGCUUCAACAAGUUCAGAGUUGGAUGUAAAAUCGAUGUGCCGGAAUCGAAUGUUGAUGAUGCCAUGGAUAGUGAAAAUUGGCCUGAUCCAAUCGAAGUACGUAUCUGGACCCGUUUCAAGAAUCGCGGUCAAUACACGGACAGCCGUCCACGAUAUGAUCAGCACCAGCGAGAUGGAGCUACGCGUACUGAACCAGGAGCUACAGUAAAUCGUAACAACCGCUAUCCUCGUGAUAAUUACCGCCAAAACUCUGAUGAUCAUGACUAUCACUCGUAUCCACGUCCUGAUUAUGACUGCGACAGCAAUGGCGAUUGCUACGACGACGAUGAUCGUCAGCCUGUGGAUCGCAAUGGUGUACGUAACUCUUAUGACAAUGACAACACACGUUAUUCACGAGUCGGGGGUACUUAUAAUGACUAUGAUGAAGAUGCAUGGGAUCACCGUCUGCAAGACAAUAGUCACAAAUAUUUCACACGAUACCCCGUGAGCACGGAGUACACUGACCAUUCUUAAUCUUCAUUAACUCCGAACUGUA
Owenia fusiformis is the source of this 1225-nucleotide messenger RNA. NCBI's taxonomy places the organism in Eukaryota, Metazoa, Annelida, Polychaeta, Sabellida, Oweniidae. The record is from the annotation of a GenBank genome assembly.